CUGUGCGACUUCGCAUUUCAUUCUCAAAAAAGACGAGGCCUUUUCAAUGUAGAUAAAUACUCAGCGCCGAUGUGACAGUCGAGUCCGAGCAUCCGCUCGUCGGUCGUGACGUCAACACUAAGUGACCUCCCGGAUGUGCGAGUGCUACACUGAUGCGGCGCUCGUUGCUAACUUGCACUGUAAAUUACAUUUUCUUUCACCCGUCGUGCAACGCUGCAUCGUUCUAUGGUAGACAAAACAUGUUGGCAACAACACGUCUCCAUGUGCUCACCAUUAUUUUCAAAGUUUAACGACAGGAGGGCGAAGGUGACGUAGCUUGUGGAAUAAGCGGUUUGAAAUACGGUACAGAAAACGAAUACGCCAACUGAAACCAUUCUAAUGUGUUGGUACAGUCAAAGAUAAUGCCAUGCACAUCACAUUCAAACGGACUUCAGCCAUGAACUCGACCAUUGUUCAGUCAUAACAAAGCACUAACGCAGCUCUUGCUAGCUUUAAAUGGCAUGUGUAACAGUGCAGAUGCGGUGAGUGUAUCACUGAAGCUGCUGACUGCUGAGGAAAACACUGGGCUGGUUUCUCUGGUGUCACGGUGUGGUGCUUGAAAGGGCGGCAACAAUGCAGGCCAUACUGUGGUGGUGGACUCAGUGGAGUACGACUUCCACCUCCUCCCCAGUGGUGUCCUCAACAAGAAUGCCAUCUCAUUUAUCGGCAACGGAGUGGUGAUCCACCUGCCGGGGUUUUUUGAAGAGGCGGAGAAAAACCUGAUGAAAGGCAAAGGAUUACAUGGGUGGGAACAAAGAGUGAAGAUAUCUGAUCGCGCUCACAUUGUGUUCAAUUUCCACCAGGCAGUCGACGGGAUCCAGGAGCAGCAGCGAGAGCAGCAGGAAGGGACCAGUUUGGGAACUACCAAAAAGGGCAUUGGUCCAGCUUACUCCUCCAAGGCUGCACGGAACGGCCUCAGGAUCUGUGACCUCAUCGCUGAUUUCCAAGUGUUUGAGAGCAAAUACCGUAUACUCGCCAACAAUUACUUGGCGACAUAUCCAAAUCUGAUUCUGGACGUCGAAGAAGAACUGGAGCAGCUUAAGGAGUAUGCAGAGAGGCUUCGUCCUCUAGUAACUGAUGGGGUCUACUUCAUGCACCAAGCACUGUCUGGACCCCCCAAGAAGAUUCUGGUAGAAGGGGCCAAUGCAGCUCUCCUGGACAUUGAUUUUGGGACGUACCCUUGCGUGACGUCUUCAAACAGCACGGUCGGAGGGGUGUGCACAGGUCUCGGUGUGCCCCCAUCACAUGUCGGCAGAGUCUACGGAGUGGUGAAAGCGUACACCACCCGGGUCGGCGUAGGCGCUUUCCCAACCGAGCAAGAUAAUGAAACCGGAAACUUGCUCCAGUCAAGAGGCAGAGAGUUUGGCGUGACAACAGGCAGGAAAAGGCGCUGUGGAUGGCUUGACCUGAUUUUAGUGCGAUACGCUCACAUGGUCAACGGCUUCUCUGCAAUUGCACUGACCAAGCUGGACAUCUUGGACACGUUGCCUGAGAUUAAAGUGGGCGUGUCAUACACAGUGGAUGGAAAAUAUCUGCCAAGUUUCCCUGCAAACAUGGACGUGUUGGCGCAAGUCACAGUGGAGUAUGUGACUCUUCCUGGCUGGUGCUGUAGCACAGAAAAAGCGCGGACCUUCAGCGACUUGCCCACUCAUGCCCAGACCUACAUCUGCUUCAUCCAAGACUUCCUGAAUGUUCCAGUCAAGUGGGUCGGAGUGGGCAAAUCUCGAGAGAGCAUCAUCAAACUCUUCUGAUCCAUCUGCUGUUCUGAUGGGAGCAGCAAAUGCAAACUACAUUUCAGCAUCACCAGCAGGACUGUCAAAGCAGUGGUCACUGCUCCUGUCAAAGAUUCCUUCAUUACAGUUUUUCUAUUGUUUAUUUGGAGGGUUGCUUUUAAAACAUGUGGAUGAUGCCAUUCUUCAGGAAAGCACACCACGUUUCAGCGCGUUGCCGUUCUUUUUCUACGUUGACAAGUCAUGGACUCGUGGCUCGUGAGAGCUGUCUAGUCGGUCACCAGGUUUUCACAUUGUUCUUGACAUUUCACUUUUAAAAUGUGUGACAGUAGUUUUUGGCCAAGCUACAGUCAACAUUUGAAAGCAAAACCAAGCGUGUAAUAAAGGGCUGCGGAGCAGUCAGCAAGGUUGCAUCAAAGAAUGUGGUGGUGUUGAGGAUCUGUGCCAAUAAAGGAAAGAAAGUGCAGUUAGCACUUCUGGAGAAAGUGCAUCAUCAUUGCUCCUCAACACAACUCUGAUGAAGAUUUUGCAAAACAAUUCCAGUCUGAUCCAUCUCAUAUGGUGAUGCAGUCACAAACUCACCUCCACCUCUGCCAGCACUCCUUCCUUUAACUCACUCUUUAGUUAUAAAAGCUUUCAGGACUCGGAUGGAUUAAAUUAACUGAAAAUGGACUCCUUGGCAAAUCGAUGGGAAGUUGCUGGACCACAGAAUAUCACUGACCAUUUGAUGCGUCGGGAAUCUGCACAUCACAUCUGAUCUGAUUUACAGUUCUUACACUUUGAAAUGAGGACGACUGGUGAAGCACUCCUGGCUCUGUAGGGAGACGCUGUUCAACAUGUUCACUGCUCUUCUGCUGACCGUCCCGUUCACCGUAAUCCACUCACAAGUGGGACACGUCUGUGAAAGUGGUUCCUUCUUUACUCUUGUCUUGCAGAUCAGUCUGUCAAACUGUUGAUGUGCGCCUCAUGAGAUAAGACACUUCUUUAUCCAUUACACAAUGGAGAUAUUUGGCUUGGUACAGCAGCAGGGUAAACAUUAAAACAGAAAAUAUAUAAAGGACAUAUUUAUAGCAUACAUUCUCAAGUGAAGUUGACUGAGGAAAAAAUGGAAUUUGUCUUUGUUUUAAAUGAGCUGCUGUGUUUGUUUACAAGGCUUUAAUAAUCCAGGAUCAGAUUUUAGUGACAAAAAAACAAGGGAUCAGAAUUGAAGCGGACAAAAAAUGUUUCCACUCAUCACUGGAACACGUCCACCCUGAUGUCUGUCCUCAUGUGGACAGCUUUGGUAUGUCUGUAGGUUUCAAAACUUGGGUUGAAACAGUGCCACAAUGCAAAAGAAGUAAUGAGAAACUACUGUAUUAUUUCAUGGCUGGGUGCAAGAUUUUUACUCAAGAAUCUUGAAGAUUCUCAUGUGCUUUUA
Molecule: messenger RNA, 3186 nt
Organism: Synchiropus splendidus (mandarinfish)
Lineage: Eukaryota; Metazoa; Chordata; Actinopteri; Syngnathiformes; Callionymidae
Gene: adss2l
Product: adenylosuccinate synthase, like
Exons: 13
Coding region: 762-1790 (342 amino acids)
Biological process (GO): 'de novo' AMP biosynthetic process; IMP metabolic process
Cellular component (GO): cytoplasm
Molecular function (GO): adenylosuccinate synthase activity; GTP binding
Source: RefSeq, a predicted model, not a curated record